GGGGAAUCCCAAGCGGAAGGGUCUCCUCGCUCUCCUAUCUCCCAUCCAUCAGCUGCGGCAGGCGGCGAUGGGGGCGCGGAGGAGGCUGCUGGCGGACACGCCGCCGGAGCAUCGCCACAGGCAGGGCGCGCCGGCGUCGGACUGGAGCGCGGGGUACCUCAACGGGUGGCUGUCGCAGCCGACGCCGAUCUUCGGCCUCCGCCUCUGGGUUCUCGUCGGCAUCGCCGUCGGCGCCGCCAUCGUGCUCGUGCUCCUCCUCAUCUUCGUCUGCCUCUCCCACCGCCGCCGCCGCCGCGGCGACCUGCUCGCCGCCAAUCUCUACCCCGCCGGCGACACCAAGCUUCUCAAGCAGCACCUCCAGCACCAGGCCACGCCCACCAAGGACAUCCAGGAGAUUGUCCGCCGCCAGCAGGCGGAGACGCCGCCUCCGCCGGCGGUGCAGCUCGCCAAGGCCGUGGCGGAGCCGAAGACGCCUCCUCCGCCGCCGCCGCCGCAGCACAGGCAGCCGGCGCGGAAGACGCCCGGCAGCGGCGGGAGCGAACGGGACGGGGCCACGCCUAGGAGCACGGGAAGCGCGGGGAUGCCGGAGGUUUCGCAUCUCGGGUGGGGCCACUGGUUCACGCUCCGUGAGCUGGAGGAGGCCACCGACGGCCUCACCGAGGAGAAUGUCAUCGGGGAGGGUGGCUACGGGAUCGUGUACAAGGGCACGCUGCACGACUCCACUUUGAUCGCCGUCAAGAAUCUCCUCAAUAAUAGGGGCCAGGCCGAGAAGGAGUUCAAGGUGGAGGUCGAAGCAAUUGGUCGUGUUCGGCACAAAAAUCUCGUCAGGUUGCUUGGUUACUGCGUAGAAGGUGCUUACAGGAUGCUUGUGUACGAGUAUGUGGACAAUGGUAAUCUUGACCAGUGGCUUCAUGGUGAUGUUGGAGAAGUAAGCCCACUAACAUGGGACGUCAGGAUGAACAUUAUGCUUGGAACCGCCAAAGGGUUGGCUUAUCUUCACGAGGGGCUGGAACCGAAGGUUGUUCACCGUGACAUCAAAGCUAGCAACAUUCUUCUUGACCAGCAGUGGAACGCUAGAGUAUCCGAUUUUGGGCUUGCAAAGCUAUUGUGGUCAGAGAAAAGCUAUGUUACAACCCGUGUUAUGGGAACAUUUGGGUACGUGGCGCCUGAAUAUGCCAGCACCGGAAUGCUGAACGAGAGGAGUGAUGUAUAUAGCUUUGGCGUACUCAUAAUGGAGAUCAUCACUGGUAGAUCUCCUGUAGACUACACAAGAGCAGCUGGAGAGGUCAACUUGGUUGAGUGGCUCAAGACCAUGGUUGCCGAGAGGAAAGCGGAGGAAGUUCUGGACCCAAAGAUGGCUGAAAAGCCUUCUCCCAAAACGCUGAAACGGGCGCUCCUGGUCGCGCUUCGCUGUGUCGACCCUGAUGCGAACAAGAGGCCUAAAAUGGGGCAUGUGAUUCACAUGCUCGAGAUGGACGAUCUCCUCUUCCGAGAUGAUAAGAAGCCCGGGAGAGACGUUCAUCCUCACGGUUCAGACAGAUACAGCUCCAAGGAGGAAGGGAGCAUCAGCAAGCGCGAGCACCACCACCACCACCACCAUCGGCACAGAUGAUACACAGCAAGCGCGAGCAUAUGAGGAUUGCCAUUAGAGAGUAGCGACAUUAACCAUGUUCCCCACUUCUUUCCCCUCCCGUUCAAUCUCACUGGUCUUUGAUUGUAUUAUAUGUGAGCAUCCAUCAUUCUGUGACGAUACUUGAUACUUGAAUCGCACACACAGACACAAUGACACGCGAGUGUAGGGGAAAAGAUAGGCAUGAUGUUGUGACUGACUAACAUGCCCAGGCCAGGCCAAAACCCUGCAGAUUUUCAAUGCAAGGAAUCCAGCAAACGCGAGUAUAGU
This is a messenger RNA of Zea mays, 1900 nucleotides long. RefSeq lists its product as uncharacterized. The coding region runs from base 68 to 1612 and encodes 514 amino acids. The record is from RefSeq and is marked provisional. The transcript is spliced from 7 exons. NCBI's taxonomy places the organism in Eukaryota, Viridiplantae, Streptophyta, Magnoliopsida, Poales, Poaceae. Gene Ontology annotation, molecular function: protein kinase activity; ATP binding. Gene Ontology annotation, biological process: protein phosphorylation.